AGUGCCUGCCCUAUAGCCGUGAUGCUAGAUCUGCCAACUUUCCAAGAUCUUGCCACAAGUAAGUUAGAAUCUUGCUUACAAUCUACCGGAUCCAUGGCUAAAUGCCUUGUACUAGAUGCACAAUUGGGAGUAUUACCUUUAAUUUGUAAGUUCUCUACGUUAAAGAAGUAUAAAGUGGAACAAAAGUGUUUUUUAGGGGAAAGUUUAAAAACUCAACUUUCAGUUCUUGUUUACUUUGUAAAACCGGCUCCCAUGUCCCUUAAUUUUUUUCACCGUAAUGUUAAAGUGCAUCAGCACAAGCGAAUCAGUGUCUUUUUUGUACCAAGAAAAACAUUAUUUUGUGAAGAGUACCUCAAAAAUGCCGGUGUCUACGGAAAUCUAUAUAUUUCAGAAUGCGACGUGGACUUUUUCCCUCUAAACAGGGAAGUCCUCUCCUUGGAAAGUCGGCAUGCUUUUCGAGAGUGCGUGGUAGAGGGGGAUUCGACCGUUUUGUAUAACGUUGCGCGAUUCAUUAUGAAACUGCAAUCAACUUAUGGGCUUAUCUCCCACAUCUGUGGAGCGGGCUUACAGGCAAAACAAGUCGCUGACGUUCUUUCGUGCUUGCAAAAGGAAAGUUACGUUUUCUCGGAUAUUAUUAUCAAGGAAGACGAGAAAAUUUCUGAAGAACUCGAUACGAUUGUUCUUUUAGAUCGUUGUGCAGAUUUGGUUACGCCGCUUUGUACGCAGCUGACCUACGAGGGCCUGCUUUCGGAAGUUUUCCAAGUGGAGGGAGAGAAGAUCUUACUUCCCGUGGACAUCCUGCCUACCGACUUAGUCGCGCGUCUUCCUGCAAAUCAGCUCCACUAUGAGUUUUUAUUAGAUUUUAACGAUCCCGUUUAUAACGAGAUUCGAGACUCUUCCUUUCCAGAGGUGGGGCCGCGGAUCCGCUCGCGGGCGAAGGCUAUGGAAGCGGCAUACCAGAAGAGACACACGGCUAACACGGUAGACGAGGUUAGAGAGUUCGUAAAGCAACUGAAGGAAGUACAGGAGGAACACAGAUCACUUUCCAUCCACACCAGCAUUGCUGAAAAAAUAAUAUGCUCGACGGCGGACCCUUGUUUUUCGGAAGCCCUUCGCAUCGAGAAACGUAAAAAGGGUGUCUGCUUUUGCUCACCCGAUCUACAGCUACAUUGCGCUGUUUUCACAGUGUUUAUCGACGCGGAGGGAACCGACAAGUUUAACGAGUCCCUUGAGACGCUAAUAUGCCGAUGUGAGCCUUUUCUGAAAGUUUUGCGCUUGAUAUGUCUGCAAUCGGUAAUCAACGGCGGCUUGCGACAGAAGAUUCUAGAACAGUACAUGAGCGAGCUGGUGCAGACUUACGGCUCUCAGCACCUCCAGACUCUCUACAACUUGCAGAAAGCAGGCUUGCUGUCCCUCAAGGCGGAGCGCAGUUAUUACAGUUCUGUUAAAAAAAGGCUUAAGCUGGUUGUACCGGGGUCCAACGAAAAAAGCCGCGAGGAUAUCAGCUAUGUCUACGGCGGCUACGCUCCACUCUCCGUAAGACUAGUGGAAUGGCUCCAGCACACGGGAGCGAAGAGUCCAGACGCCGCCUUAGCGAGCUUCGCAGGACCUUUUUUUCAUGUGGAUCAAAGACCUAAAGGAGCCCGCCAGCAGACCUCCUUGAGUCUAGGUGGAGUCGCGCAGCCGGACUUCGCCGCUACUGCCCCCAAAACGACGCUGGUUUUCUACUUGGGCGGGUGUACCUCCGCAGAGAUUUCGGCGCUUCGGUUGUUAAGUUCGAGGGCGCGAGGUUUGCGCCGAUAUCUUGUGGCUACUACCAGUAUAAUAACGGGAGACGCCUUACUUUCGACUUUGGAGGGCCCCUUUCCCUGCUAG
Messenger RNA from Zophobas morio, 1875 nucleotides. Its product is annotated as vacuolar protein sorting-associated protein 33A-like. The record is from RefSeq and is a predicted model, not a curated record. Gene Ontology annotation, biological process: vesicle-mediated transport; intracellular protein transport. The transcript is spliced from 19 exons. Gene Ontology annotation, cellular component: vacuole; CORVET complex. Lineage: Eukaryota; Metazoa; Arthropoda; Insecta; Coleoptera; Tenebrionidae. Bases 22 to 1875 code for a protein of 617 amino acids.